UUGAAAUCCCAAACCCUCAAAACCUAAUUAUUCCCAUGUUAGCUUUGUCUCCUCCUGUGUUUCCAGCCUAUGGAUGGCCUUUGGAGGACCCAAUAGGCCAUGAACACAUCUACUUCUCUAGAGAAUCUGAGAAGACGAUUAAUUCUAUUGAUAAUGCUAAUUUCUUUCAACCUCAGCCUCCACAAACACUAGAGCUUGAUCACUCGGCUUCUUUUACAUAUCACAGUGGUGACCCUAACAUGGUUAAGAAGCUUAACCAUAAUGCAAGUGAACGUCAUCGUCGCAAGAAGAUGAAUUCCCUCUAUUCUUCCCUCCGAUCUCUGCUUCCGGCGGCCGAUCAAAUGAAGAAACUGAGCAUAGCAGCCACUGUCUCUGGGGUGCUGAAGUACAUCCCAGAACUGCAAGGCCAAGUGGAGAGGCUGGUUCAGAGGAAAGAGGAGCUGUUCUCCAAGCUAGCUAAGCAAGAUAAUCAAUCUGGGAAGAAGCAAAUACAGCAGAAGAAAGGAAUCAAUCGUGGGUCUUUAUCAGCAGUAUCUGCUACUCAUGUCAGUGAGUCGGAGGUUGUGAUUCAGAUUUCAAGUUUUGGUGUCCGUACAACUCCAUUAUCAGAACUCUUGGUUCAUUUGGAGAAGGAAGGUCUUUCUUUAAUCAGUUCUUCUUCCUUUGAGUCGUCUGGAGGCAGGGUCUUCCUCAAUUUACAUCUUCAGGUGGAAGGAAGCUAUAGAUUGGAGCAAGAGGCUUUAAGUGAGAAGCUCUUGUCUUUAAUAUGAGGAAGGAGACGGGGUAGGGUUGUUUCCAUGAAAUUCAUAAUAUAUGAUAAUUUAAUUGUAAAAUUAAGAGCCGCUUGUUUCAUGAUAAUAUCGUGGAGGUGAAAACAUGGGUAGGCGGAUAUGGUGGGUAAUAGGGAGGAUAGAAUAUGUAUGAGGGGUGAGGGUAGUAGCUGGAGUAAUCCGAUGAACUUUCCAUCGAAUACUCGGUUUCUAUGGGUAAAAUUAGUACUGAGGUGAAUAAACGGAUCCUAAGGACGUAUAAGCGCCUUCACCUUCUGUUCCUCCUUCAAAACUCAUGUCCAGACUUCCAUCUCUUCUCCUUUCAUCACCCACUGAUUUCCUGAUAUUUGUAAAUAUCCGACCCGAAUAUGUUCUUCUAUUUACAUCAAAAGGCUUUCUAGUGUCCCUUGA
Molecule: messenger RNA, 1181 nt
Organism: Manihot esculenta (cassava)
Lineage: Eukaryota; Viridiplantae; Streptophyta; Magnoliopsida; Malpighiales; Euphorbiaceae
Product: transcription factor ORG2
Exons: 3
Coding region: 36-770 (244 amino acids)
Biological process (GO): regulation of transcription by RNA polymerase II
Cellular component (GO): RNA polymerase II transcription regulator complex
Molecular function (GO): protein dimerization activity; DNA-binding transcription factor activity, RNA polymerase II-specific; RNA polymerase II transcription regulatory region sequence-specific DNA binding
Source: RefSeq, a predicted model, not a curated record